This is a messenger RNA of Osmerus eperlanus (European smelt), 1650 nucleotides long. Its product is annotated as transcription factor JunD-like. Bases 327 to 1142 code for a protein of 271 amino acids. Gene Ontology annotation, cellular component: transcription regulator complex. Lineage: Eukaryota; Metazoa; Chordata; Actinopteri; Osmeriformes; Osmeridae. The transcript has a single exon. The record is from RefSeq and is a predicted model, not a curated record. Gene Ontology annotation, biological process: regulation of cell population proliferation; regulation of transcription by RNA polymerase II; regulation of cell cycle. Gene Ontology annotation, molecular function: DNA-binding transcription factor activity, RNA polymerase II-specific; RNA polymerase II cis-regulatory region sequence-specific DNA binding; transcription factor binding.
GUGACAUAAUGGAAUGUAGGAGGAUAGAAAAGGUAGGGGCAGCAUGCGUACGCGCGCAUAGAAACUUCGACUGUUGGUCUGAAACGAGACUAUCGAUUGUUGGCGAUAAACAAUCGCUAUAUUUUUAGAUAGUAAAUGGGAAGGGGCGGUGCAAACGUUUGCAACAGCUAUUUGUAGAGUGCGGAUUGAAACCGAAAAACAUUUUGCCUCCAGUUAUGACAUUUACGCAUCGUUUCCUUUUUUGAGAGGUUAUGGACACUUCGAUACCAACACUGAAGACGGUGUUUUGAACAUUUUCCUCCAUUUAAAUAGUCUACCUUUGAGCAAUGAUGAAGAAGGAUAUUAAUUUAAACCUGGCAGAUGCCACGAAUUUGAAGCCUCAUCUACGCGACGCCGAGAGCAUUCUUAACUCUCCGGACCUUGGACUACUGAAACUAGCUUCCCCUGAGCUCGAGAGACUUAUCAUCCAGUCCAACGGAAUGGUCACGACAACACCGACUUCUCAGUUCCUAUAUCCUAAGUCGGUAAGCGACGAGCAGGAGUUUGCAGAGGGAUUCGUAAAAGCACUCGAAGACUUACAUAAACAGAAUCAGCUGAACGGAGUGACAUGCCCUCAAACUAACAGUCUGGAUAUGAGCACAAAUGUUGCCCCUGUCACCAUCCAUCCGGACCUUCCUGUAUAUACGAACCUCAACAGUUAUGGCAGUGGCCCUUUGGGUACCACUGUCAACUACUCCACGGAUACGGUUCCAUUCCCACCCCCUCCGACGCAUCAUCUCAGUGGGACUCAGCAACAAGAGCACUCUCGUCUGCAGCCCCUAAAGGAUGAGCCGCAAACUGUACCCGACGUCCAAAGCUUCGGCGACAGUCCACCACUGUCGCCAAUCAAUAUGGACACACAGGAGCUCAUCAAGGCCGAGAGGAAAAAGCUGCGGAAUAGAAUAGCUGCAUCCAAGUGCAGAAAAAGGAAACUGGAGAGAAUUUCAAGGCUCGAGGACAAAGUUAAGACACUAAAAACUCAAAAUACUGACCUGGCUUCCACGGCGAGUGUCUUAAGAGAACAGGUGGCCCAGCUAAAACAGAAGGUUUUAACCCAUGUAAACAGCGGGUGCCAGUUGUUGCCACAAGUCCAAGUGUACUAAUCGGAGCAUUAGACAAUAAUCGACCAGCAUAUAAGCUUAAUGAACAUUUCUUAUAUUAGCUCUUGAUAUGCAGUCAAACCUCUGUUACUGCAAAUCACUUUGCCGAUGUAAAUUAUUUUAUGUUUACAGACUUUCUAGUGUACAUUGACAGUACCCAGACUGGACCCAACCAGUUAAAAUUGUAAUACGAUGUAUGUAAUGUAUCAUAGCCUAAUACUGAACAUUCAUGUAUUUGCAUGCUGUUAUUGACAAACUCGAAUGUUACCUAAAAGGGUGUCAUUGGGCGCACAUCAUAAAUGUUUUACGCUGUUUACAAGUACUUAUAAAUACUGUAUAUUUUAUAUUCAAUGCUACACAGUGUCUUAUGUCAAGUGUUUUUUAUAUAGGUAUAUUGAUUAUAAGCUAUGUCACAUUUUGUUGCACCACAUUUCUUUUCACUUUUCGACAUUUUGACUUGAUCUGUCGUUAUUGUCGAAUAAACUUAUUUGCUCAGUAAUAUAAAGCACUA